ACAAGGCCUAACCGUCGUCUUCCACCUCCCUCGUUUCCGUCUCCCUCUCUUCCGUUCGCCGCCGACGCCGCCGCAUCCGUCAUCUCCACACCGCGUGCUCUCGCUCCCUCUCUCCUUCCCUCCCUGCCUGUGACGACUGGGCGGGUUACCGCCGCCGCCGCCCUGCGUCAGGUGCCGUGGCCUUCGCUUAUCUCUUCACCGGCGAAGAGCGCCCACUAGGUUGUAGGAAUCCUACUGUUGAUUAAAUCACUAUCACAUCAUCAAAUAUGGAAGUUGAUGACGACGUGGAGGAGGAUGACAUAGAUUUUAACCCUUUCCUUAGGGAAGGAUCUCCGUCUGAGACCUCAUCAAACCUUACCUCAGAAGCAGAAUGUGAGGAGCAUAGUUCUGAAAAUCAACCAAGUAGUCAGACAUAUCUGCAGAAUACUGUAGUUAAUGAAAUUACAAGUGACAGUGCACUUCCUCAAAAUAGAUUGUCGUCUCAAGAUGUUGUCAACAAAAUAUGUCCAGAAGAAACAUCUACCCAGGUUAAUCUUGAGAAUGAUGAAGGUCACUUGAAUGGAUUGGAAAAAGAUGUUUUAGCAAGCGAAGCUGCUUGCUCUCAAACAGUGCAAAACCCUCAUCACCAAUCUCUCGAAAUUAGUGAGGAAGAUGCAAUUUGCAGAAGGACGAGGGCAAGAUACUCACUAGAAAACUAUUCACUUGAGGAAUUGGAGACCUUUCUCCAGGAAUCAGAUGACGAUAGUCGUCUGCAAAAUGUUGAUGAAGAAGAGGAAUACCGCAAGUUUCUUGCUGCUGUCCUGUCUGGUGUAGGCAAUGACACACUGGCAUUCCAGGGGGAGGAUAACCAAGAUGAAGAUGAUAAUGAUGCAGACUUUGAGCUCGAGAUUGAGGAGGCCCUAGAAAGUGAUGGUGAUGAAAAUGUUGAGAACUAUGAUGACACAAAUCAUAGAAAAGAGAGAGAUGGCUGUAGGCCUCAGACUAGGCAGAGGCGGCCAUUAACCGAGUUGUCUGGGGCCGGUAGCUAUCGUCAGGAAUCCAAUAAAACUCAUUUAAGACCAAUUGUGCCAUAUAUUCCAUCUGCAUUGGUGACUCCUGCACAUGCUUUUGGAUGGCAAUAUCCUACCCAGAACGCCCUUUUCCCUUCAUCCUUGAUUUCACUAACGCGUGCACCUUUAGCAUGUGGAUUUACUGAACAGCAACUCGGGCAACUACAUGUGUUGAUAUAUGAGCAUGUUCAGCUCCUUAUCCAAACAUUUUCCCUAUGUGUUCUUGAUUCAUCUAGACAAGAUGUGGCUAAUAAUGUCAAAAAGAUGAUAGUUGAGUUGGUUGGCGCUCGUGAUCAAGCACUGGCUAGGAGUGCUCCUCAACGGCAUAUCUUCUUUGAAUCCCAGCAUCUCUUAUCUAGUUUUGUUUCUUCUGAAAAUUCAAAAUGCGAAUGGAUUCCCUUAAUCAAGAGUCCGAUUGUAUCCAUCCUUGAUGUCGCACCGCUUGAGUUGGCCCUCGACUAUUUAAGUGAUGUCGCAACUGCUGUCGUGAAGUAUAGAAAAAGUCAUGUGGAUGGCACUGCUGACAAAACCCGCAGGAAAGAGUCCCUGUUUCCUUCACCAGUGAUUAUCAGUUGCAAAGAAGUGAAUAAUGUUUCUCAAGAUAGAUCAAAUAGUAUGCCUACAGCAUCAUCUCCUUCAUCUGGGCAGUUGAAGCAGAAGAAAUCAUUGGCUGCUACCCUGCUUGAGAAUAUUAAAAAGGAUACAGUUGCUCUUGUUCCUGCUGGCAUUGCAAGAUUAGCACAGAGAUUCUUUUCACUUUUCAAUUUUGCACUCUUUCCUCAUAAGCCACCCCCUUCAGCUAUGGCCAGUAGAGUGCUUUUCACUGAUGCAGAGGACAGAUUAUUAGCUCUAGGAAUUCUGGAAUAUAACAAUGACUGGGCAGCAAUACAAAAGCGCUUUCUUCCUUGUAAAUCAAAGCAUCAGAUAUUUGUGAGACAAAAGAAUCGUAGCUCCUCCAAAGCUCCUGAUAAUCCAGUUAAGGAUGUGCGUCAUAUGAAGACAUCUCCAUUGACAGUCGAGGAGAAAGAACGUAUCCAGGAGGGGCUGAGGAUAUUCAAAAACGACUGGACAUCAGUUUGGAGGUUUGUAGUGCCACAUAGAGAUCCUUCACUGCUCCAACGUCAAUGGAGAGUUGCAAGUGGAGUCCAGAAAUCUUACACUAAAAGUGAUGCUGAAAAAGAAAGAAGGCGAACAUAUGAAGCAAAGAGGAGAAAGCUUAGAGCAUCCAUACCCGACUCACACUAUGGACAAGAGGCUGAUAACAAUGCUUCUGAAGAUGUUGAAAAUGAUGAUGAUUCAUAUGUCAAUGAAGCAUUUUUGGAAGACACAGAUAGUAGGAGCAUGAACAUGAUGCCUUGUCAGCUGUCCUUGUCAAAACAUGCUGGAAAAAGCAUGAUGAUGCAGUCAGGCACAGGCGUCGAUGAAGAAUGUGGUGCUGCAUGUGGUUACAUUGAACCACAGAAAGGAAGUGGUGCGGAACCUGAUGUAACCACCUCAUAUAUACCUUUUAUGUACUGCCCCUCUGAUGGCCCAUCAUAUGUGAGAACACCUUCCGUUGCAGCUCCAGUGGUACCAUGUGGAUCUCUGGACCAACUGCCAGCUUCCAAAUUGCGUAAAGAGAAAGGUGGUUGUGUGGUCAAGUUGGCUCCAGAAUUGCCUCCAGUGAACCUUCCACCUUCUGUCCGUGUCCUAUCUCAGGUGGCAUUUCAUCCGAACGCAACACAUUUUCAUGGCACCUCGAAUCAUGCAGCAAAGAAUAUGUACCCUGUGCCACCUCUGGCCUUUACAGAAAGUGCUUAUAGACAGCUAAAUCUGUUCCCUGAUCACAGAGCUAAUUCUAGAUUGCAGCAGAAUGAGAUCUCUAGUGAUAAUGCUAUGGAGGAUGGUGCUGAGCAAGAUUUGCAGAUGCAUCCUUUACUGUUUCAGUAUUCUCGAGAUGUGGUUUCGUCAUAUAGUCACCCGGUUCAAAAUCUUAUUAAUCAGUCAAGAAAAUAUGAUCUUUUCCCCUUUGAGAAAGUUCGAGUUGAGAGAAGUAACAACCAGACUACAAGUUCCACCGAAAAUGGUACUGUAAAUGCUAACACUAUCGACUUCCAUCCUCUCUUGCAAAGAACAGAAGUUGAUGUGCAUAAUGAAAUAGCAGAACAUGAUAAUAACCUUGAUUACCAUCAGUCUGAUAAUAACAUGAGCGAAGUCCCUGUAGAUGACCAGUCAACAGCUGGGCAAGCAUCCACAAGCCCUUCUGAGAGGGAGACAAGUAUUGACUUGAACAUUCAUUUGUGUUCUCCAAUGGCCAUAAAAGAUACAAAUGACUUCAGAAGUAGUUUUAGCAGACCAAAUGUUCAAGUUGAUGUUUUUAGGAAGGACAAAUCAAGUAUUCCAGAGCUCGAGGUUGUAAAUUCCUAUUUUCAUCAUUGCAUUCAAGAACCUAAUGAAGAAUCAAUGCAAGGAAUUGUAAUGGAGCAAGAAGAAUUAAGUGAUUCCGAGGAAGAUAGCCAGCAUGUUGAGUUUGAAUGUGAGGAAAUGGAUGAUUCUGAAGAGGAGCAAGUUCAGGGUCCAGAAACGUCUCCAAUUCAAAAUAAGGGUAUCUCAGCAUCAGCUGUUUUUGGGGAAUUUCAUGUUAGUACUGACCAGAGUCAAAUCCAGCAAGGAUCUGUUCAAAAGGAUAAACAGGGUGCAAGUUCGAUUCAGAAAAUGCAAGUUCCUUCUCGUUCAGUGAGGGCUAAGCUGAAGCCGGAAACUGCAAAGCACACAGGAUCUAGGACAAGCCAACGUUCGUCCACUUCUCGCACAGCUGAAACUAACCGGAGCAAAACCAGAAGUUCUAAAGUGCCACAGGGACAGUCAAGUGCUGAACGCAAGCCCAAUGAUUCAAGAAGACCUCGAAAAACUCCAGCCCCAAGAUGAAGGCCAAUUUAGCAUUUUAUUCUUGUGCUGAAUGUGCCAUAGGCAGAAUGGCUCAGUUCAAUCUGUUCACUCCGUUGUUGAGUGCAUGCUAGAGAAAGCAACCAAGCAAACCUCUGUGGUCAUUUAGCUUGAAUUGUCAUGUGAAAAUAGCAGCGAGAGGAAUGUACCAAAUCUAUGGAUUUCUCCAGAUGGAUAGCAAGACUGAAGUGGUGACCUUGGUCCAGUAUCUGGAACGUAUGUUUACAGAUCAUCAAAUUGUUAGUGACUGAGAAAGCAUCCCAUGGAAUAAGGUUCGAAACAGCCAUGAGACAAAUUCCUCGGAUUGACUUCGGAGCUUUGUACCUUGACGUCCUCAAAGGUUAAUUGUAAUGCGCCUUGUAAUUUCAACCAAACAGGUUAGUUGCUGUAUAUGCGUUCAUCGUGUGUAGAGAGAUGUAUCCAGGCCUGAUACCUUGAUUUUUUUGUUUUUUUUUGUCUGUAUUAACCGUUGAUAGAGUCCAGUGAAUAGUAACAGCUUGACAUUGCUGGAGCCUCGAUGGAAUUAGACUACAUGUAUGGAUUGAUCCUACAUCCUAGGAGUAAGACAAAUUUUACAAUCUAACAUUCAAGAUUGUACUCCCUUUGUCUCAAAUUAGAUGUAUGCUAUGUUUAGAAUGAAGUAUCUCCUUGUGCAUUUUUCUCCU
Messenger RNA from Sorghum bicolor (sorghum), 4639 nucleotides. RefSeq lists its product as uncharacterized. Gene Ontology annotation, biological process: regulation of DNA-templated transcription. Gene Ontology annotation, cellular component: nucleus. The transcript is spliced from 9 exons. Bases 267 to 3956 code for a protein of 1229 amino acids. The record is from RefSeq and is a predicted model, not a curated record. NCBI's taxonomy places the organism in Eukaryota, Viridiplantae, Streptophyta, Magnoliopsida, Poales, Poaceae. Gene Ontology annotation, molecular function: transcription coregulator activity.